Messenger RNA from Plenodomus lingam JN3, 204 nucleotides. NCBI's taxonomy places the organism in Eukaryota, Fungi, Ascomycota, Dothideomycetes, Pleosporales, Leptosphaeriaceae. The record is from RefSeq and is a predicted model, not a curated record.
AUGGCGUGCGCGCGCAUGGCUGACUAUAGGCGCGCGCAGAAACAAGCCCUACCUGAACGCCUCACUCUCACACUUAUCGCCCCCCAAAAACCACUAGUGUCAAAUCGGUCCGAACCGUCAAAUCGCCUGAACGUUUGUUCUCGGGAAUUACUUUCGCAAAGAGAUGCUACAGAUUCAAACUUUCCUGCUCCCACAGAAAGCUAA